AUGAGGAGGUUCAUGCCUCCAGGAGGAGGCGGAGGGGAGCCCACUUCCUCCUCGUCGUCGGGGCAGCACGGCGACCACCAGGGCAACGAGGCUGCCGCCGCCGCCGCCGGGCUGCGGUACGGCGGAGGCGACAUCUCGCUGGGGCGCGGAGGGCACGACCUCCACCGCGCCCAGUUCCGCGGCGAGGCGGAGAUGAAGGACCAAGGCGCGGACAUGCUGUCCCGCCACAGCAGCUCGCCCGCGGGAUUCUUCUCCAACCUCAUGGUCGACGACGGGUCAGGAUUUCAUGGCGCAAGAGCCGGAGGAGGCGGCGCCGAGGCCCAUCGCAGCGCCACCGGCAGCGCGAAGAUGAAGUCCCAGCUACAUUUCGGGGCCGAUGGGCCGCCGCAGGGCACCGCCAACCUGUCACGGAUCUCCGAGGGCGCCGCCUUGUUCCCCGGCGCCGACGCCAUUCGCGCGGGCGGCGAACACGCGGUGUCGCGGUCCUUCUCGACCGGCGGCAGCACUACUGGGGGCUUCUCCAUCGUGGGGCCGUGGGACGAAUCGAGGGACAUCAUCGGCACGCUCGACCUAAGCGGGUACGAGUCUCAGUUUAGCGGCCUGGGGAGCUCGUCGUCGCUGGAGCUGGCGGGAAUGGACAAGUACAUGCAGGCGGCGCAGCAGCAGCAGGACGGAGUGGCAUUCAAGGUGCGGGCCAAGCGCGGCUGCGCGACGCACCCGAGGAGCAUCGCCGAGAGGGAGCGACGGACGCGGAUCAGCGACAAGCUCAGGAAGUUGCAGGACCUGGUGCCCAACAUGGACAAGCAAACGAGCACUUCAGACAUGUUGGACCUCGCGGUUGAGCACAUCAAGGGCCUCCAGAGCCAGCUUCAGGCUAUGAAGCAUGAACAAGAAAAAUGCACCUGCUGCAGCAAGCCUUGAGCUAUCAAUUAAGCAGGGGGCCAAGAACUGAUCAGCACAAUGCAAAGGAUUACACUUCCAAUCGAGAGAAACUAAUGUAUGCAUGGUGAUACUAUUGGUCAUCGUUCACGUGCAGCUAAGUUACAUGCAUACAUGCGUAAUUGAUGCAUGCAUGCCAAAUGCGAAAGGGAGCGUAUAGAGCUCAACGUACUGUUCCAGCUUCUUCAAGGUGGCCAACACUGGCGGCCGUUGUGAUCCUUAAUAAGUAACUAGUUAGCUAACUUGUAGUUCCAGUUCCUCUUUUUGCUUCCACAAGAAUAUUGAUUUUUUCACUUGUCAAGAUUGAGGAUUUUUGUACGGUUUCCAACUUCUACAGGUCGGCAAAAACUGGCAGCCAUUCGGAUCCA
This is a messenger RNA of Lolium rigidum, 1307 nucleotides long. Its product is annotated as transcription factor bHLH128-like. The transcript has 4 exons. The coding region runs from base 1 to 921 and encodes 306 amino acids. NCBI's taxonomy places the organism in Eukaryota, Viridiplantae, Streptophyta, Magnoliopsida, Poales, Poaceae. Gene Ontology annotation, molecular function: RNA polymerase II cis-regulatory region sequence-specific DNA binding; protein dimerization activity; DNA-binding transcription factor activity, RNA polymerase II-specific. Gene Ontology annotation, cellular component: nucleus. The record is from RefSeq and is a predicted model, not a curated record. Gene Ontology annotation, biological process: regulation of transcription by RNA polymerase II.